AGGCACACACACCGGAAACGGAGAGAGAGCGUUUCCUCACGACGACACCAGGCGGUGUGUCUGUGUGUGUCCGCCUCGUGGGUGAGGUGUGUGUGGACGGGGGAGGAGGUGGAGAGGGACAGGCGACCGUGGGACCCCCUCACACACACUCACAGGUUGUUGUUUGAGUGCCGGCCGCACCGCGUUACCAAGCUACUCCACGACAGCAGGGAGCCGUGUAGCUUUGGUUGUCUCGUUCGAGACACACAUCUCUGUUACUGCUACGUCUUCCAAUGCCAGGACUGCACCAAGGUCCCUGAGAUCAUCAGUACGCUGCGUCAGGCCGGGAAGAGCUCGGCGCGCAACGAUGACCUCGCAGCGCCCAAACCCGCCGCCUCUUCCUCCUCAGAAGACUGUACUCCGUCCGCGUCGUCGGCCUUCGGCGCUGCCACCAUGUUCGCCAAGAGGUUUGAGGUUCUGUUCUGUGGAAGAGUGACCGUCGCCCACAAGAAAGCCCCGCCCGCUUUGAUUGACGAGUGCAUCGAGAAAUUCAGCCAAUCCGUAAGGGCCGGGGGCGAUCCUCAACCAGAAAGUGGCGGUGGAUUGGUGGACGGGCUGCGGAGAGCUCUGGCCUUACCGACGCUAACGCGAAAUGGAGGAACGGGGGAUGGAGAGGUCAGGGGAGGAGGGUACCUCUAG
Oncorhynchus gorbuscha (pink salmon) is the source of this 678-nucleotide messenger RNA. RefSeq names its product TBC1 domain family member 1-like. The transcript has 2 exons. The annotation marks the transcript as partial. Lineage: Eukaryota; Metazoa; Chordata; Actinopteri; Salmoniformes; Salmonidae. The record is from RefSeq and is a predicted model, not a curated record.